AUGGAAUGGUCCCCGGAGAUCGCUGCACGCGACACCAACGGGAUGAUCACGCAGUGGCUUGAGUCAUGGCUUUGCCCACGCUGCGGAGCGCGCUGCGCCGUCGACACGAUCGCGCCACAGAGCGGCCAGCAGAUGUGCGCGAGGUGCCUAGAGCAGGGCACGUGGACCGCGGAAGCCAGCACGGCCGAAGGCGAAUGGAGAUGCGCUUUGUGCGAACCAGACGCAUGGACCAGAGAAGCACGCACCAACUCGGCAGUGUACGUGCCCCUGCUGCUAGCAGCCGCCGGGCUUUUAGACCCAAGCGAAGGGGCGCAGUGGAGUGAGCACCGCCUCACACAGGCCUGGUGGCAGCCGACGGUAGAGACGUUGCGGCUUGCAGAACCUGUGCUAACAGGGCCCUUUGUCCAAAUGCUGGCGUACACCGACGCUCGGCCCGGGGAAGUACCAGCGGUGCUUGCUGCAGACGGAGGAGAGCGCCCAGGGCACGUAUCCUUUGCGCCAGUCGCCCAGGCCGUGGCGCACAGCAGCACCGGCUACAUACAGCCGCUGGUGCAAGACCUCCUCCUCGAAGCCUUCGGCGGCGGCGUGCUUGCGCGAGGAGUUGACGCACGCACAAACGAGCUGCGCAACCCAAGCUUCUGGGCAGACGCGGCGCCUCCGCCGCCGCUCCCACCGCCAGAGGCGCCCCAGGAGCCAGAGCUGCCUGGAGACCAGCACGCGAACGGCCCUGCCGCCGAGGGAGCCAACGACGGCGGCAGCAACUCCAGCACUGAGGAGACCGACCACGAGGCCGAACCAGCGCAGGCCCCAGCCCCGAGCAACGGACCCACCGAAGAGUCCUGGGCAGCUCUCGGGGGCAUCGACCUCCAACAAGAGCUACGGAGAUUCGUGCCGACACUACAGAACGUGCCACGUUUCCUGCGCGCGGAGACCCGGAUGGCGUUCACCACGGCCCUGCAGAGGAUCAAGCGAGGACACGACCAGGGCAACCAAGCAACAACCCACCAAGGAUGGACACUGUUCCUCCUCGCCUCGAGGCUCCUGCUAAGCAAGCCCAAGGGUACCGACGCCGAGGGCCGACAAGAGCUCUUGGAACGCGCCCAACGGUUCCGCCAGGGCGACUGGCUGGCCCUGCUACACGAGGCCAACACCACGGCCGGCGCGCGCGCAGCGCCGAGGCCAGCCACAGAGGAGCAACAGCAGGAGAGACGCAGAGAACAGGCUUGCGCGCACGUCCGAAACGGCAACCCGUCACGGGGGAGACAGGUCUUGACCGCGGCGGCGAUUGCGCCCGGCAACGGGGAGACACUAAACAGGCUGCGGGACCCGGCCCGCCGACCGCCUACCCUGAGCCGCCGACUACCCGCCAACCUCGACCGCGCAACCGACAGAGCGAGACUCGACAAGACCAAAUUCCUCGCUUGCCUCCGGUCCGCCAAAAAGGGCACGGCAGCAGGACCGUCGGGGGUCCGCGUUGAGCACCUCAAGCCGCUGCUGGAACACGAAGAGUCCAUGGACCUGCUUGGAUUCGCCGCCGCUGCCCUCGCGGAGGCGCGGGUGCCCUCCCCGAUUGCCCGCGCUCUAGCCCUCUGCAAGAUGACCCUAGAGCAAGGGGACUUCCUAGUUGCUUUCUUGGACGACGUGUACAUCAAGACCACCCGGGCCAGGGCCAGAGCCGCUUUCGACACCACCACCGGAGCAAUUCACCUCCACGCAAACGUGGAUUGCCACCUUGGCAAGUGCCGGGCCUACAGCAGGGGCGGAGACCUCCUCGACGGCACCAGGCCCGGCCGUAGGGGCAACCUUGCCGCAGCCGCCGCGGCCGCACAGCUGCUAGAAACCGAAGGCUUCCGGAGACCUUCCUGGACCGACCUGCUCCAGGGGCUGCGCCCAGAAGCGCCGCCGCGCUCGGAGGCCGCCGAACCGGGGGAAUGGCAGCACGGCUGGCAGUUCCACGCUUGUUCCGCACGCAACACACACUACAGGGACAACGUGUUCAUGCCCAGCCUCACCAGGGCCAACCAGGCCAUGCUAAGGUCAGGCUCAGGACCGAGGGCCGCCUACUGGCUUCACACCUUACCCACCACCGAGGGGCACGUGUUCAAGCCCGCGCGGUUCCUGGCAGCCCUGCGCCGGCGCCUCAGGCUCCCGCUGCCGCUCCUCCCGCACACCUGCGGGGCAGCCGGCCACCCAGGCUGCCGGGCCCGGCUGGACACGCUGGGAGACCACCUAGCCGCGUGCCCACGCACGGGGCUUCUCGCCAGACGCGCGAAACCGCUCGAACGAGCUUGGGCGAGGGUCGCCAGAGAAGCAGGAGGGAGAGUUGUCCCCCAACAGCUGCUGCGGGACACUAACGCCGUUGUCCACAACCCGCUGGACCGCAGACAAUUAGACCUAGUCGUCUACGGCAUCUCGCCGAACGGCGUCCCGCUGUGCUGCGACAGCACCAUGGUGUCCCCCCUCCGCAGGGACGGCUGGCACCGGCCGCGCACCUUCGACACCGACGGCGCCGCGCUACUUGGGGCCGAAAGGCGCAAACGACGCAGGUACCACGAACUCACGACCGGCCAUUCAGGCCGCCUCAUGGUCCUCUCCUGCGAGGUCGGAGGCAGGUGGGGCCGCGAUUCCCUCCAGCUGGUACGCCUGCUUGCCAAGCAGAAGGCGCGGGCCGCGCCGGCCCUCCUCCACCGCUCCGCGGAGCUCGCGUACACCAACCGCUGGUGGGGGUUCCUGAGCGUCGCGGCCCAGGACUCGCUCAUGGCCACCCUGACGGGCGACGGCUACCUAGCCUUGGGGGGAGCCGCCGGGGAGGACGACCCAGACCUGGCCGAAGUGCUGCUCGCAGCGGGCAGGGCCGGCGGGCGCUGCGGCCGCGGGCCGCCGGGCUGGGGCAGCUCUGGCGGCCUUCGCGGGCGGCCUUGCCCGGGCACGGAGCGGAGCCGGCCGGGCCAGGGCCUCGAGCGCUCCCGCGGCUCCGAGGCCGAGGCACGCAGGGCGGCUCGGCCGGGCGGGCGGCGGGGCGGCGGCGGCUGGCGGCGCGAAGACCGCGCGGUGGCUGGCGGGCCCGCCGGGCCGCCUAAGGCGACCGCGGGCGUCGGCAGCCCAGCCAGGGGGCCAGCCGGAGGGAGCCAGGUGGUGGAAGAUUUCAUAGCCCUUUCAGAUCACAAGCUCGUCCUACUGGAUGCGCCCUGUCUGGUCGAGCCGCACUUGGCCGCUGGCUUUGGUCGAGUAGCGUGGACCUCAGGUGCUGAAUGGGAGGCCAGCCUCAGUGAGGUUGCGCCAACUUUGGCCGCGCUCGCCCACGCGGUUGAGCUUCUCCUGGAGUCCCAGUGGUUGCGCCCGGCCUGGCACGGAGGCGCCGCGGAGCGCUUCUUGUCUGGAUUUUUCAAGGACGCGGACAGAUUUGAUAUCCAGCUCGUCAGCCCAGUGACAGGGCGCACCCAGUCCACGAGCGAGAUGCUCGAUGCAAUUCAGGCGGACCUGUUGGGGCGCGCUCAGAACGAUUUCCCCCAAUGCCCUGUGGAGAGGGACCGCAUGUCUCGCGUGGUCUCAGGGAUCCGGCGCGCAGGAGCCGCGUCCGGGCCCGAACGCGCGCAGCCACUGUACAGCGAGACCGAAGUCGAAGAGGCCAUUGCCUUGUUGAAGCUUGGUAAACGGACUGUGCAUUUGUGCAACGCAGCGGUGAAGGCGCCAGUUCAAGAGGGUUUCCGCCUAACGCGGGCGCUGUUGAACUUGGGCCGCCGCCUUUGUGUCACGUCUCGCUUCUGGUCUCUCCGGCAGUUUUCACCUCUUCGGAAAUCAGGCCCUCCCGUGGUCAGAAAGGUCUCUGCCCUUCGACCCGUGUCCUUCGCCAGCGACAUGGCGUCUGUGCAGGACGCUUUGUGGAUAGCGCGGAAUGGGGCCCUCAUUGAGGCAUAUUGCGACCUGCCGGUUCAGGAGUUUAAGUCGAGUGUUGCGGGCAUCUUAGAGCAGGCGGCCCCCCUUGCGGCGUCUGCUGAAGAGCGGCUCCGUGGCGUCUUCCAACGCCUCCCGGUGGAGGCGGACCGAGUGGCGCUUGCCGAGGCUACAGGGUCUUUCCAUUUGCCUCCGGUUCAAUUUGUCGACGAUAUCACCACGCCGUGCCCGUCUGAGGGCGCCGUGCGGGCAGUGAUCUCCGAUGAGAGCACCUCGGCAUGUAGUCGCUAUGCGUUCCGCAUGAAGUCCUUGUUCACGUAUGAGCGUGACAAGACAUGCGUUUUGCCCUUGCUUGGUGCCCCGAUCCCAGGCCGACCAGGUUGCCCAGUCGUAUCUCAGAAACACCUCCUCGGUGUUCUUGUCGAUUCAGGGCUGACUUUUGGCCCGCUGCUGAACGAGCUCUGUGCUAUCGGCGACUCCUGUUUCAAGAAGUUGCUUUUCGCGGCGGAGAGCGGAGGUUUUUCUGUGCCGGUGGCGGCCGCGCAGGUGCCGCCUCGAGUUGAGGCAGCUGUUCUUUUUGCGUGUCCGCUCCUCGCAGGAGUCCCUGGCGCCGAGGCUCGUUUCAACAAGCUUCAGGUGGGGUGGGGCCGCCGACUGCUGGGAUGCCACGGCGGGCCGCCCAUCAAGCACGUCGUGGUGGUCGCGCAAUGCGGCUGGCGCAUGCGAAUGGGCACCCGGUUCAUCGAGCGUGCGCUCAUGGCUCGGGCUCGGCUAACCGUGCUCCCGCCCGACCAUCCUGGCGCAAUCAUGUACCGUGCUUCGCGCGCCCUCUGCGUCCCCACCUGGCUCUCGGACGCAGCGGCGCUGGCUUCCCGCCUGCCAGACCCGCCUCCUGACCUGGAUUCUCACCCUUUGUUUCCCCCGGAGGCCCUCCGCGCUGCCCAGCUCGACCCAGCCCGAAGGAAGGUCCUCCUGCGGGAGUAUCGGCGCUUUGCCUUGCGCCCGGCACUCCUCAGAUACGACCAGCAGGCCUUCGCAGCGGGGGCCUCGCGGGUUUUGCCGAGCCUCAAUCGGUCCUUUGCAGCGCUGUGCCCUGGUCCAGCACUCCCCGAUGAGGGCAUGCUGACCUGGGAGCCGGGGCCCUCCUUUUGGAGGUACUACCGUCUGUGGGCAGUCGCCCGGAUGACGGGGGCAUGGCCGCUGCCUGUGUUAG
Prorocentrum cordatum is the source of this 5107-nucleotide messenger RNA. NCBI's taxonomy places the organism in Eukaryota, Dinophyceae, Prorocentrales, Prorocentraceae. The record is from the annotation of a GenBank genome assembly.